Molecule: messenger RNA, 2988 nt
Organism: Dendrobium catenatum
Lineage: Eukaryota; Viridiplantae; Streptophyta; Magnoliopsida; Asparagales; Orchidaceae
Product: alpha-amylase 3, chloroplastic
Exons: 13
Coding region: 65-2833 (922 amino acids)
Biological process (GO): carbohydrate metabolic process
Molecular function (GO): alpha-amylase activity; calcium ion binding
Source: RefSeq, a predicted model, not a curated record
CUAGAGCUCCCCUCCCGACAUCUGUCUUUCUACUACAUGUGAAGAACUUACUUCACCGCCUCCGAUGUCGUUAGCCCGGUGGGAGCUGCUCUUCCACCGGCCACCGAGGGAAAGCCAUACGUUUUUCUCCGGCGAUCGUAGGAGACCGAAGCUCCUCCGCCUGAUCUCCUUCCAUAAUCCCGCAAUCUCCGUUGGUAAUAUCAGGCAGCCGAGGGUUCCUAGUAUUCUCCCUGUCCUUAGGGCGGGAAUUUCCGAGAUCCCGUCCGCGGUUUCCGAUGCCGACGUUGUGUUCUUGGAAACGUUCCCGCUGAAGCGGACCAGGACGGUGAGCUUUUCUCGUCAGGUUGAAGGGAAAGUGUCUGUGAAGGUCGGUCGGGUGGAUGAAGAGGGUUCGAGGUUGCAAGUCAUCGUUUGCUGUAAUCUGGAAGGGAAAUGGAUCUUGCAUUGGGGAGUUACUUACUGCGAUGAUGUGAGCAGUUUGAAAAUUUGCAGUGAAUGGGAUCAACCCCCUCCUGAAAUGAGACCUCCUGGCUCUAUUGCUAUCAAGGGUUAUGCAGUAGAAACACCCAUGAAGAGAUCUUUAUUUGCAGCGGAAGGAAAGGUUCUACAUGAAUUUCAUGUCGAGUUUGAAAGUUGCAAAACAAUCGCUGCAAUAAAUUUUGUUUUGAAGGAGGAAGAAAAAGGAGCAUGGUUUCAGCAUAAGGGCAGUGACUUCAAAGUUCAACUAGUAAAUCAACUUCAACAAGGUGCACAUAUUGAACCUAAAAAGAAAAGCUUCAAUAUAUGGCCAGGGCCGUUUGAUCAGAUGUCUAACUUUCUGCUGAAACCUGAUGUUUCUCAUUCUAAAGACGAAGGGAGUAAUCCUGAUAUUUUAGAUCCUUUGCGGAACCGCAUACGUAUUUCAGAUUUUUAUGAAGAAUACGCUCUUAUUACGGAGGAGUUUGUCCUGAAUACUGUAACAGUUACUGUCAUAAGCAGUGAGGAAGAUAAAAACCUUGUUUAUUUUGAUACUGAUAUGCCAGGAGACGUUAUUAUUCACUGGGGGGUCUGCAGAAACGACAUAAAGAACUGGGAGAUACCCCCAGCCCCAUUUCCACCAUCAUCUAAAAUAUUUCGCCAAAAAGCUCUGCAGACUUUAUUAAAGCCAAAAGCAGAUGGCUCAGGCAGUUGUGGUUUUUUCUCUUUAGACAAGGAAAUUACAGGUGUGCUUUUUGUGCUCAACCUUAAUAAAUACACAUGGCUGAAUAAUCAAGGAACUGAUUUCUAUAUCCCUCUUGCAAGUGUUAAAAGUUUUUAUCAUCAAAGAAGGAAGGAUUUAACAGCUGUUGAAGAGCAAGUUUUGUCUAUAGAACAGGAAUUUAGAGAUGGCAAUCAACAGAUUGUUGAGACUCACCAAGAUUGCUAUCAAGCUUCAUAUACUGAUGACAUCAUUCUUGCUAUAAGAAAUCUGGUAACUGAUAUAACUUCUGAGAGAUGUAAAACGGAAAAGUGUAAAGAAGCACAAGAGAGCAUCCUUCGAGAAAUUGAGAAGUUGGCUGCACAAGCUUAUAGCAUCUUCAGAAGAUCUACUCCAGCUUUUAUUGAGGAAUCUGUCCCUGAAGCUGAACUGUCGAAGCCUUCCAAAAAAUCCUGUUCCGGAACUGGCUCUGGCUAUGAAAUUCUUUGUCAAGGAUUCAAUUGGGAAUCACACAAAUCUGGAAGAUGGUAUGGUGAACUGAUGCCAAAGGCUGAUGAAUUAGCUUCUCUUGGAUUUACUACUGUAUGGUUGCCUCCGCCAACUGAAUCUGUAUCUCCAGAAGGAUACAUGCCAAAGGAUUUAUACAACUUAAAUUCCAGAUAUGGCAGCAUGGAAGAGCUGAAAGACCUUGUCAAAAGAUUUCAUGAAGUUGGAAUUAAAGUCCUUGGUGAUGUCGUUCUAAAUCAUCGAUGUGCUCACUAUCAAAAUGCAAAUGGUAUAUGGAAUAUAUUUGGUGGUCGUUUGACCUGGGAUGAUAGGGCUAUUGUUGCUGAUGAUCCACAUUUCCAGGGAAGAGGAAAUAAGAGCAGUGGAGACAAUUUUCAUGCUGCGCCAAACAUUGAUCACUCUCAAGAAUUUGUUAGGAAGGAUCUGAAAGAUUGGCUUUGUUGGUUAAGAAAAGAAGUUGGCUUUGAUGGAUGGAGAUUAGACUUUGUUCGGGGUUUUUGGGGUGGUUAUGUCAAAGAUUAUCUGUUGGCAAGUGAACCUUAUUUUGCUGUAGGCGAGUACUGGGACUCUCUCAGCUAUGAGUAUGGUGAAAUGGAAUACAAUCAAGAUGCACACAGGCAGAGAAUCAUAGAUUGGAUAAAUGAUACAAAUGGGACAGCCGGGGCCUUUGAUGUGACUACAAAAGGAAUCCUUCACACUGCUUUGGAAAAAUGUGAGUAUUGGCGCCUCUCUGAUGAGAAAGGAAAACCACCUGGUGUACUUGGGUGGUGGCCAUCUCGUGCAGUGACAUUUAUAGAGAAUCAUGACACUGGUUCUACUCAGGGUCAUUGGAGAUUCCCAUCAGGCAAGGAAAUGCAAGGAUAUGCUUACAUCUUGACACAUCCUGGCACACCAGCAGUCUUCUAUGAUCAUAUUUUCUCUCAUUAUCAGCAAGAAAUCUCUAAACUAAUCUCUCUCAGACGCAGAUGCAAGAUCCACUGCAGGAGUAUGGUCAAGAUUACGAGAGCCAAGAGGGACGUGUAUGCAGCUGAAAUUGAUGAUAUAGUAGCAGUCCAAAUUGGACCAGGAAAUUAUGAACCAUCCAGUGGUACCAAGAAAUGGAUCUUGUUCGCUGAGGGAAAAGAUUACAGAGUUUGGGAAGCAUCAUAACUGUUGAUGUAUUGCCAGGUUAACUAUGUUGCUUGUCAUAAUAAUUUGUUGUGCUCAAUGUAUACGUCAAAAAGAAAAUCAUUUUAUUUUUAACCCUGAUAAAGUUAUUUUCAAUGGAAUCUUGAGCUUAUGCAGUAGCAUGGCAGUGAUUUUAA